Alnus glutinosa is the source of this 1175-nucleotide messenger RNA. RefSeq lists its product as uncharacterized. Lineage: Eukaryota; Viridiplantae; Streptophyta; Magnoliopsida; Fagales; Betulaceae. The transcript has 2 exons. Bases 147 to 929 code for a protein of 260 amino acids. The record is from RefSeq and is a predicted model, not a curated record.
UUCUCCUUUCAGAUCUCGCUGCAAGACAAAACAAGGUUGUUGGAGGAUCUGGGUGGUAUUUGUAUCAAAUUAGAGAUUGGGGGUAUUGCAUUUGUUUGUGAGAUUGGAAAACUGUGUAUUCUUGUUUAGAUAUUGAAACAUAGAACAUGUCUAGCAAGAAGGAAGAGAAAGGCCAGGCUGCAGCUGAAAGAAUCAAGGCAGCAACCUUGAGUGCUGCAAAGGGUCUUAGUCGUGCUCAGGCUGAAAGGGCAGCGGCUGCUGCAGCCCGAAAUGUUAAUGCUUAUGGGCAGAAGGAAGAAGGGCCUAGCAGAUGGCAGGAGAAAAGGGAAGCAAAGAGGCAGAUGUAUCUAUUUAGUACUGAAAAGGCUGUGAGAUUGGGUGAAAGAAAAGACCUUAAGGCUUCUAUGUCUACCACAGGUGGUGUGGCUUCACAGUGCCAGAAGUGUUUCGAGAGUGGGCAUUGGACCUAUGAAUGCAAAAAUGAACGAGUUUACAUCUCACGACCCUCUCGGACCCAGCAGCUCAAGAACCCCAAAUUGAGGAUGAAGGUGUCAAUCUCUUAUGAUCUAGAUAAUCCAGAUGUUAAGGAGGAGAAGGCCGAAAAGAGUUCUAAGAAAAGCAAAAGGAAGCAUCGACCAGCUUCUGAUUCUGGUAGUGAUAGUGAGGCUUCAGUUUUUGAGACUGAUAGUGGGGCAUCAUCAGUUACGGGAUCAGAUUCUUCUUCAGAGGAAAGUAGUUCGGGUUACAGUUCAUCAUCUGAUUCAGAAGAGGAGAGGAGGCAGCGGAGGAAGAAAAAGAAGCAGAAGAGGGGAAGGCGUAAGAGUUACAGCACAUCUUCUGAGUCUUCUGAUUCGGACUCGGCUUCAGAGUCUGAUUCUGAUGAUAGGAGCAGUCGCAGGAAGAGCAGGAGGCAUGGCCGAAGGCGCUGAAGGAUUUACUCUUAGACAGUAUGGAGCAUUGUAUUGCAGUGAUAUUUGCCUUUUCAGUUGUACUUGUUUGUCAUUAACCUUGGAUCUCUACCAGCUCCAAAUAUACUCUUGUGUGUUACUGUGGAGCUUAGUGAUGGUUUGAUGCAUGUUGCAAGUUGGGCCUUCUAAAAUAAGCUUAGCAAAUGUUUUCUUUCGACUGUUGCGUUCUAGGAAAUAUAUCAGAUUCUCUGUUGUUACUUCUUGUCA